AUGAAGGAAUUACCAGGAUACUUUGUUCAAGUUCCAGAAGCGUUUUCGCUAAUCGAAGAGGGCGUCUAUCGGUGCAGCGGAGUGCUCACACCAGACCAAAUAAAAUACCUAGACACGCUCAAGCUCAAAACAGUACUCAUUCUCUCAGUCGAAGGCCCCUCACGCGCAUUCUCGCAAUACAUGAAGAAGCAAGACAUCCGACGCAUACAUCUCGGCAUGACCCGCUGGCAGUCUAAUCUGGGCUGGAAACCUGUAAGCGAGGAGUUGAUUAAAGAUGCCCUCGAGUGUUUACUCAACCUGCAUAACCACCCGUUGCUUAUUGUGUGCUCGUCGGGUGUGCGAGAGACGGGAACUUUGGUUGGGUGUUUGAGGAAAUUGCAGCAUUGGAACUUUAACUCAAUCGUUUAUGAGUAUCGCAGUUUUGCUGGUGGAAAGGGGAAGUAUACGCAGGAGCUGUUUAUUGAGCUGUUUGAUACAGAUUUGGUCACCGUUCCAGAAUCGCUUCCGGAGUGGUUUGUGGAGGAGUGCCGUAUGUGGGAGGAGGAGCAGAAGCAGCGGUUUAUCGAGCUACACGGUGACACCAGUGGAUAA
Messenger RNA from Kickxella alabastrina, 591 nucleotides. RefSeq names its product tyrosine phosphatase family-domain-containing protein. The record is from RefSeq and is a predicted model, not a curated record. The transcript has a single exon. Gene Ontology annotation, molecular function: phosphatase activity. Bases 1 to 591 code for a protein of 196 amino acids. Lineage: Eukaryota; Fungi; Kickxellomycota; Kickxellomycetes; Kickxellales; Kickxellaceae.